CUGCAAGCAGCAUUCAUGGGCUUUGUGUUUUUUGCUGGAACACCCCUCAAUGCUACUGUCCUGCUGGUCACUGCAAAAUACAAGAAACUGCGGCAGCCUCUGAACUACAUCUUGGUCAACAUCUCUGUCGCUGGUUUCAUCUUUGAUGUGUUCUCUGUCAUCCAAGUGUUUGUGACCAGCCUAAGAGGUUAUUACUUUCUUGGUCACACAAUGUGUGCUCUGGAAUCUUCAAUGGGAACAGUAGCAGGCUUGGUAACAGCAUUGUCGCUUGCUGUCCUGGCAAUUGAGAGAUAUAUCGUCGUCUGCAAACCCAUCGGGAAUUUUAAAUUUGGUUCGAGUCAUGCUCUUUGUGGAGUGGCCUUCACCUGGUUUAUGGGGGUUGGAUGUGCUACACCCCCAUUCUUCGGUUGGAGCAGGUUGAGUGGGAAUUUGUUUUUAUACAUGUGUUUUACUGGUGCACAAGCCAAUUAG
This is a messenger RNA of Alosa alosa (allis shad), 471 nucleotides long. Its product is annotated as ultraviolet-sensitive opsin-like. Bases 16 to 471 code for a protein of 151 amino acids. Lineage: Eukaryota; Metazoa; Chordata; Actinopteri; Clupeiformes; Clupeidae. The transcript has 2 exons. The record is from RefSeq and is a predicted model, not a curated record. Gene Ontology annotation, cellular component: photoreceptor outer segment; membrane. Gene Ontology annotation, molecular function: G protein-coupled receptor activity. Gene Ontology annotation, biological process: G protein-coupled receptor signaling pathway.